Molecule: messenger RNA, 225 nt
Organism: Neomonachus schauinslandi (Hawaiian monk seal)
Lineage: Eukaryota; Metazoa; Chordata; Mammalia; Carnivora; Phocidae
Product: cytochrome c oxidase subunit NDUFA4-like
Exons: 1
Coding region: 1-225 (74 amino acids)
Source: RefSeq, a predicted model, not a curated record
AUGUUAAGCCACAUCUUGGGUGAGGCCAAGAAGCAUCCAAGCUUGAUCCCACUAUACAUAUUUACUGAAGGAGGAAGUACUGGAGUUGCACUGUAUGUCUUGCACCUGGCACUGUCCAAUCCAGAUGUCAGUUGGGGUAGAAAGAAUAACCCAGAACCUUGGAACAAACUAGGUCCCAAUGGUCAAUACAAGAUCUAUUCAGUGAAUGGGAUUACAGCAAACUGA